Messenger RNA from Coprinopsis cinerea okayama7#130, 1683 nucleotides. Its product is annotated as cytochrome P450. Lineage: Eukaryota; Fungi; Basidiomycota; Agaricomycetes; Agaricales; Psathyrellaceae. The coding region runs from base 1 to 1590 and encodes 529 amino acids. The record is from RefSeq and is a predicted model, not a curated record. The transcript is spliced from 10 exons. Gene Ontology annotation, molecular function: oxidoreductase activity, acting on paired donors, with incorporation or reduction of molecular oxygen; heme binding; iron ion binding.
AUGUCGCCAGUCCUCCUCCCCGCUCUAAUGGACACCUUGUACCAAUUCCCGCUCCUCCCAGCUGUAGCAGCCUCGGGUGUACUAUGGUACUGGUUCAACUCCUCCAGUACUCUCAAAUCCACCAGUACUGUCGGUGCUCUUCGUAGGAAAAGACUACCUGGACCAAGGCGACUCCCGAUUAUCGGCAAUGUGCUGCAGAUGCCGCAGGAGAGGCCGUGGCUGGUUUUUGCGGAAUGGGCUAAACGAUAUGGCAAUUUAUUCCAAGUCGAUAUCCUCGGUCAACCACUCGUCGUGAUCAACUCGGCCAAGACGGCGCUCGACCUCUUGGACAAAAAGUCAGCUACGAACUCGAAUAGGCCGCACUUCGUUAUGGCUGGUGAACUAAGCGGCUAUGGAACGAUGUUCCCAAUCAUGCCUUAUGGCGAAAGCUGGCGGAGACACCGCCGUGUUGUGGCCCAAGAUUUUGCCCAGGGCGUGGUAGGACGCUACGCCCCCCUGCAGGAGAAAGAAACGAGACUCUUGUUCAGAAACGUCCUUGCCAACCCGGAGAAUCUCAAGUCAGAGAUCGCCUUACGAGUAGGCAUUAUCAUCAUCCGUAUCACCUACGGCUACUACAUCCAAUCAAAAGACGACCCAAUCCUCACCACUCCCCUCCAAGCGAUGCACAACUUUAGUAUCGCGACGACACCAGGGAACUUUAUUGUUGAUUUUCUACCUUUUCUGAAGCACAUACCGGAGUGGAUGCCAGGUUCGCGGUUCCACCGAAUUGCGAGGGAGUGGAGGGAAGUUGUGCGGGUGGCCACGUUCACCCCGUAUGAAUGGUGUAAACGUAACUUGGAAACGGGAAAGACUCUGAUGCCCAACUUAUGCGGAAACUUAUUAUCAAGCGGGACGCUUAGCGCCGAAGAAGAGCGGACACUCGCAUUUGCAUCUUCCAGUGUCAUGGGUGGCGGUCUCGAUUCGAACGUAUCCAGCGCCCUAUCGUUCUUCAUGGCCAUGAUCCUCAAUCCUAACGUGCAACGGAAAGCGCAAGCAGAGAUAGACGCGGUCGUUGGUUCGGAUCGGCUCCCGUCUAUUUCUGAUCGUGCUUCGUUACCGUAUGUGCGGAGUGUUAUGACUGAGGUUUUGCGUUGGGCGCCUGCUUUUCCUAUGGGCAUUGCACACAGCUCGACAGAAGACGACGUUUAUGAAGGAUAUCAUAUCCCCAAAGGCGCGAUCCUCAUGCCAAACGUUUGGAACAUGCUGCGCGACCCCGAAGUCUACCAAAACCCUAUGGAAUUCAGGCCAGAGCGCUACGGCAAUUCGGAUGCGGAGAUGACCAAGGUCAAUGAUCUUGUGUUUGGGUUUGGAAGGAGGGUGUGUCCGGGGAUGCAUCUAGCUGAGAACACGCUGUUCUCUAUCAUCGCUACUUCCCUCGCUACGUGUACGGUCCUCCCUGCGCUUGAUGAGUCUGGGAACCCGGUUCUUCCAGACCCGUUGGAUUACACGACUGGGACUAUUAGCUUCCCAAGCCCGUUCCCAUAUCGCCUGUUACCCCGUUCUGAAAAGGCGGUGACAAUGCUGGCUGAGAUUAGCACCGACCCAGAAUAAUCUGCUUCGCUAUUAUUGCCAUACGUGUAUUAUUGUCAUACGUGAGAUCUUGAGAAGGGGUACGUUACUUGUUAGGGGGCUUUGAUUAAUUAC